CAUCCUUUGUUCGGGAUGCUGGGCACAAUUCUUAUAAAUAUGAGAUCCAUUUUAAAACAACUAGUCAGUCUAUGUCUAUACCGGUCUAGAAGUGAUUUAAGUUAAGCAGUGCAUAAUAAAAUGAAAACGAUUACAUUUUUGUUAGUGUUUUCAAUAUCGGUGUCCUUUGUGUUGGCCCUUAAAGAUAUUUGUAAACUACCACCCGCCGACCGAGGACCAUGUCGAGCAUCCUCUCUGCGCUACACCUAUCUGCCCGAUUUCAAUGAAUGCAUUCAAUUUGCCUAUGGCGGCUGUUUGGGAAAUCAGAAUAAAUUCUUUAGCAAAAGAGAUUGUGAAAAACGUUGCGUGGUCGAGAUACAAUAUGAGAGAGAAGAAGUUACAGAUGUGCCAGAGCAGAUUCUAACGAAUGAUGAUUCUCCGCUGGAUUUUGAGAGUAUUUCUUGA
Messenger RNA from Musca domestica (house fly), 444 nucleotides. RefSeq names its product kunitz-type serine protease inhibitor As-fr-19-like. Bases 121 to 444 code for a protein of 107 amino acids. The record is from RefSeq and is a predicted model, not a curated record. NCBI's taxonomy places the organism in Eukaryota, Metazoa, Arthropoda, Insecta, Diptera, Muscidae. The transcript is spliced from 2 exons. Gene Ontology annotation, molecular function: serine-type endopeptidase inhibitor activity.